This is a messenger RNA of Mauremys reevesii (Reeves's turtle), 4304 nucleotides long. It is a transcript of the gene LRRTM4, whose product is annotated as leucine rich repeat transmembrane neuronal 4. The transcript has 13 exons. NCBI's taxonomy places the organism in Eukaryota, Metazoa, Chordata, Testudines, Geoemydidae. Bases 1386 to 3221 code for a protein of 611 amino acids. The record is from RefSeq and is a predicted model, not a curated record. Gene Ontology annotation, molecular function: protein binding.
AGUAAUGGCCACAGCUGUGCUCCCUGUAGCUAGGUUGAGCCAGCUGUGGAGAAUUAAUUAAUUAAGAGGGAGGCUGUGUUUGGAGUUGGGGUUUGAAGCUGACAUUUGGUGGUCACUGAAGAAAGAUAUAUGGGAAUAAACCCAGAGCAAAGAGAACUAAUCAGGCUUUGUUUUCUUCUGAGAAUGUUUUGCCAAGGCGAAGGAAAAUGGAUCUUCUUUCUCUUUUGAUGCUUCAGCCUACCUACGGAAGAAGGGGCAGCUGCAGUGAAGAAAAUGAUACAAAGAGAAAGUAGAGGUUGAAGGUUUCAAGUGGCAAAUGUUGAUUGAUGACUACACUGACUAGGCUGGUGUCCCAUGCUGAAGUUGUGAAUAAGGAAUAAUGGAACAAACAAAGCAUUGUACGAUCAGUAAAUAUUGUACUACAUGGAAGAGAGAGCAAAUAGAAAAGAAAAUGGAAUUACAUAGCUUUACAAAAUGCAGAUAUGCCAGCAGUGGUGUCAGGCAAUUUAAUACCCCAGAAGGGGUGGGUCUCAAGCAUGCCUUAGCCAGAGAACUAGCGCAUCACUGCAUUGCACCCCAUUUGAGGCAGCAACCAACCACCAGAGAUGCUGCCACACAGUUCCGACUGCUAGUGUAACAUGCUUUGUACAGCGUGAGUCGCGUCCUCCUCUAGUGGUCCUGCUCCUGCUGCCAGCUAGUUGAGUUCUGCCGCUUCAACAGAAGGAAUAAGUCUGUACUACGUGGUGCUGAAGAUCCCAGGUUUGCCCCCUGCAGCUCCUCCUUGCAAAGAACUUGUGAUACAGAGAGGAAGUGGAAAUGAUACUCCUAGAUCAGGCCUGUAAUGACAGUGCAGUGAUAUCAGCUUAAUGAUAGCAGCCCGGAUGACACCAUUCAGAACCAAUGGAGGGCACUCAGUGUAUCGCAAACUAGAACAUUAUCACCAACAAGCUCUAGAGCAUCAUCACUUGCUGGAAAGCCUUCUGAAUUAGACAAGAGCUGCCUCUCAGCCCAGCUACAAAACACUUUAAACCUGACCAGCUAAAUGGAUAAACCUAUCCUGCAUAGCUUUUAAAUUGGGCUCGGCUUAUACAGCGCAGGAGGCCUGUCUGCUUCAAGAACUGGAGAGCUGGAAGAUGGAUUGCUGUGUCUGGGAAUGGCAAAAGGCAGCAGAAUAAGGGAUGCUAGGGAACUUUGUGUGGGUUACUGGCAUGCACGCCGGAUGGUGGUGAUGUGACUGGCAGCUGUGCUGUGACAUGAAGCUUGCAAUGGUUUAAAGAAAUGAGACCAAUUUAAAAAACAAAACAAAACACAAAAGCAAGAGUGAGACAGAGAGGAGAAAACAGCUGGAGGAAGAAAAAGGGGAUACAUUUGUGGAUGACAAAAGGAUGGGUUUCCAUUUAAUUAAGCAGCUGAGAGGCAUGAGUGUGGUGUUAGUGCUACUGCCUACAGUGCUGUUUCUUAUGCUCGCAGGGGCUCAGCGAGCUUGCCCCAAGAACUGCAGAUGUGAUGGCAAAAUUGUGUACUGUGAAUCACAUGCAUUCAGAGAUAUCCCUCAGAAUAUUUCUGGAGGUUCUCAAGGCUUAUCGCUACGGUACAACAGCAUCCAGAAGCUUAAAUCAAAUCAGUUUGCAGGCCUGAAUCAGCUCAUAUGGCUUUAUCUUGACCAUAAUUACAUCAGCUCCGUAGACGAGGAUGCGUUUCAGGGGAUCCGUCGGCUGAAGGAAUUAAUUCUGAGCUCCAACAAAAUUACCCAUCUGCACAACAAAACAUUUCACCCGGUCCCCAAUCUCCGCAAUCUGGACCUUUCUUACAACAAGUUACAGGUGUUGCAAUCUGAGCAAUUUAAGGGCCUUCGCAAACUCUUGAUCUUGCACUUGCGGUCGAACUCAUUGAAAACUGUGCCAAUCAGAGUUUUUCAAGAUUGCCGAAAUCUCGAUUUUCUGGAUUUGGGCUACAACCGUCUGCGGAGUUUAUCCCGUAAUGCUUUUGCUGGCCUCUUGAAGCUAACAGAGCUCCACUUGGAGCACAAUCAGUUUUCGAAGAUCAACUUCGCCCACUUUCCACGCCUCUUCAACCUCCGCUCUAUUUAUUUGCAAUGGAAUAGGAUCCGGUCUAUUAACCAAGGGCUAACAUGGACUUGGAGUUCCUUGCACAACUUGGAUUUAUCGGGGAAUGACAUCACUGGGAUAGAACCUGGGACCUUCAAAUGCCUGCCCAACCUGCAAAAGCUGAACUUGGAUUCCAACAAACUCACCAACAUCUCUCAGGAGACUGUCAAUGCGUGGAUCUCGCUAAUAUCCAUCACUCUGUCCGGAAAUAUGUGGGAAUGUACUCGAAGCAUUUGCCCUCUUGUUACUUGGCUUAAGAAUUUCAAGGGAAAUAAAGAAAGCACUAUGAUAUGCGCGGGCCCUAAGCAAAUCCAGGGCGAAAAGGUGAGCGAUGCUGUGGAAACAUAUAAUAUCUGUGCCGAAAUCCAGGUUGUGGUCACUGAAAGAUCAUACCAGCCACCUAAAACUCCCCAGAGACCUCUCUUUAUCCCCAAACCUACCAUUUCCAAACUGGAAAACAAUCAAAUGACCUCUGUGAUGCCCACUCCUUCUCCAGACUUACCAACACCUGGAGCAGAACCAGAGUAUGAGCAUGUUUCCUUUCAUAAAAUCAUUGCUGGGAGUGUCGCUCUCUUUCUUUCAGUGGCUAUGAUUUUGUUGGUUAUCUACGUGUCUUGGAAGCGGUACCCAGCCAGCAUGAAACAACUGCAGCAACACUCUCUCAUGAAGAGGCGCAGGAAAAAGGCCAGAGAGUCCGAAAGGCAAAUGAACUCCCCUUUACAGGAGUAUUACGUGGACUACAAGCCGACAAACUCUGAGACCAUGGAUGUAUCAGUUAAUGGAUCUGGGCCCUGCACAUAUACCAUCUCUGGCUCCAGGGAAUGUGAGGGGUGGUGUGAGGAGAAAUCUAUUAAAGAUUGUGAAGCACUUAAGGCCCAAUUUUUAAAGGUCCCUCACCCCAUGAAGACCUUGCCCUAUUACAGCUAUGACCAACCAGUGAUCGGAUACUGCCAGGCCCACAAGCCUCUCCAUGUAAAUAAGGCGUACGACACCAUCUCCCGGGCGGAGCAGGUUGAGACCACCAACCUGGAACUCAGUCGAGACCACAGCUUCAUAGCAACAAUUGCGCGCUCAGCCGCUCCAGCCAUUUACAUCGAGAGAAUACCAAACUAAUCAUGGAGACCGCUUCUUCGGGAAUGGGUGGGAGUAGGGAAUUCUUUUGAGGAACUUUCAUCUCAGAAGAGAACAGGACAAGAAAAACAAAAAUCUACCAUUCCAGUUGCAAAUGUUCCAACACACACAAAAGGAAAAGAGAUAAAGAAAAGUGUGGAAAUUCUGUCUUGCAAUUCAGCGCUGAGAACUUGAAGAUUUUCUUUUGCUUUAAAACUUUCAAACAAACUCCUUGGUGUAAAUAUUAAAGAGAGAUUGUCAAGUUCUUAUUAAAAAUAGAUUCACUCUAGCUACAUAAAGGGAUGGAUUAAGAGUUCUGUUUGUAUAUUUGAUUUUUCUACGUUGCACGGUUCUUGAGAAGGAGAACCACAGGUAAAAGCGAGGUGGGAGGUUCCAAGGUGGGUCAGUCAGAGCUUCUUUAUUAAGUGUUUAUUACUCUUAAAGCUUUGUUUAAAUUGAUUUUUCUUUUCUUUUUUAAAUCAAACAAAAUGAUGGCUAUUUUAUUUUACUUUUGGGGGGAGGGGUCAAGUGCUAAUAUUUUGAACUCCAAACAUGGGCAUUACAGCUUGUGUUGAACCAAAAGGACGUUGGCAAUUGAUGCAGCAGAACAAAGAAAGAAAAAGAAAGAAACAAAAACCUUGGGUGCAUGUACAUUUUAAGACACAUGCUGUGCACCAUGGAGGGUACUUUGGAUUUUUUACUAUCUUCAUCGUGCUUCAUUGUCGACACUAUAAUUACCAUUUGGGCUCUAAAAAUGGGGAAACAUGAUGGAAUAUCAGUUCACACAUUUACAAUCUAUAGAUGGCAUAGGCAAAAAAUAAUGGACUUUUGGGUACCCAAAUGGAUGCAAUGUGCCCAAAAUGGAUUGGAAGGAAAUGCAUAAAGCAGGAGCAUUUCAAUGAAACUCAAUGGCUGACACAAUUUCUAAAACACAGGAGAAUGUGUAGCAUUGGUUUUGUUUUGUUUUUUUAAUUAAUUAUUAUGAUGAGUUAGCUUUUGUGUAGAUUUUAUCAAUAAAAGAACAAAAAAAGUGGUGGAAAAAAAUAAACAUAUUAUUUUGUGGUUGGGACACCACAGCCAAACUAA